AUGGUCGCCUACACGGGGCUGCUGCAGAUGCCUCUAACGCCACGGUCGGUUUGCGUGCUCGUGUGCAACGCGGGGGAGUUCGGACAGCGGCGAGAUAGCGAACAUUGUGGUGGGGUUGAGGAAGACUGCCGCAAGCUGGAAGAAUUGCGCGUAUGCGAUUGGCUGCGAUCGAUAUCUCUACGGGUUCCCGACAACGACGUCAUUCUCGUCGCAACCAAANUAGAAUUGCGCAUAUGCGAUUGGCUGCGAUUGAUAUCUCGACGGGUUCCCGACAACGACGUCAUUCUCGUCGCCACCAAGUGUGACCUGGCGGGUGGGAACGCACGGGAAAUUGGCAGCAGAAUGGAGAAGUCCUGUCGAAUGUGGCUAUCGGGCUGGGUUCGCAAUGGUAUGCAGCCCGUUCGGUUGGAGUCCCACGUUUGCCUCACGAGCUGCUUCCCGGAAAGAGUUGAUGAGCAUGGCGACAGAAGUACUGGGAACCAUGGAUCGAAGGGGGGUUGGGCAUGCGGCUGGCGAGACGAGGAAGACGAUCAACCCCCGCCCAGUUUUCUUCACCGGCUCGUCAACAAGCGUGACGUCUCCGCGGAACCCAGAUGGUUCUUCCUCGCAGCUGGGAUAUCGCCCUCACUGUUCUGGAAGCUCUCGAGCAUGGACGAUCCCGUGGAGGUGGUAGUGCGCAUGUCUCCCGACCCCGACAGGGAGGACGCGGCGGAAACGGCAGAGGGUAAGACAGACGUGUAUCAGGGGAUCACGGUCGAGGAGAUGGGCACCAAAUGGCACGAAACAGUGGAUGAGCUUGAGCGGAGAGGAAUCACCGUUACAAACGCCGAGAAUGCUUUGGAGGGAGCUCUCUCAGUCAGGGAGUUCGACGGAUCCCUCGUUCACCACGAGAAAUUCGUCUUUCUGGACGUCGUUUGGCUGGCGAGAAUCCUCAAGUCCUUGCUCAAUCACAAGGACCAGGAGACCUUCGACGGCCGUGUGAAACUUAGGGACACGGGCGACUCACCUAUCACACUCGACGAUCCAUCAGACAUCACUUCGUGGGACAGGCUCAAGAAGGAAGGCGUUCUUGAACUCAGGUUGGCGUAUGCCAUGUGGCCGGAUGGUCUGUCGGAGUAUACUCUCCCCACUCUUGCAUCCUUGGGUCUCAUUUUCCCACUCGAAAAUGAUCCUGAUGAAGGCCUGGUGGUUCUGUUGAGACUUAAGCCAAACCGCCCCGACAGCGUCGGUAAAGUGAUGGAUACCUUCUGCUCGGGGCUCACCCCGGCAUUCAGCGCCAGCUGGAAGAUCUUUCUCGGUGUACCGCCUGGAGCGGUUGAAAAGGUGUUGACACGGUGCUGCGGUCUUGGUGGUGUGCGAACAUUCUGGCAGUAUGGGGUGCUUGUGCAUGGCAGCCUCGGCGUCCAAGAUGGGCGCAGGACGUUUGCUGUGGUAUAAGAAUACUCAUCCACCGACAAUGAGCUUACCGCUAAGAUUUUCGGUGAUA
Ectocarpus sp. CCAP 1310/34 is the source of this 1486-nucleotide messenger RNA. The record is from the annotation of a GenBank genome assembly. Lineage: Eukaryota; Phaeophyceae; Ectocarpales; Ectocarpaceae.